AUGACUGGCAAUCCAUGUAAGAGAUUUGUUUGGAGUGACUCAGAUGGUUUUGAUUCAAGGCACAGACAAGAUCCUGAAGAUUCCCGUGAGGCCCACAAGCAGAAAACAAAAGAGAAGGAAAGAGGACUGGCUGUGAGUCAGUGGGACGUGGAUGUACAACCCCUUGUUUCAUCUUCUAAAUGGCUUCAACUUCAUGGGCUCAAAAGAAAUAAACUGUCCCUAUCCCAGAUCUUGUCACAGAUUGGAUUUCAGCACAGGAAAGAUUAUGUGACCAUCCUGGGGAAAUCUGUGGCUUCUCGGUAUGCAGAUGGUCUGUUUCCUCAGUACAAGGAAGCACAAGAUGGCAGUGUGUAUAAUCUGACAGCCAAAAAAGAACUGAUUCUUCAUUUUGUGGAUUGUCUAAUGGGAGCUAUUGAGCUAUAUAAGCAGCGAAUGGAAUGGUUAACCAGUGAGAGCCGACAGAUAUUUGGAGUGAUUCAAGAACGGUCCAUUGUCAUUGUUUUGGAUUUUGGCACUGUAGCUCCAGCUGAAUUUGAUCUAUGUCGGGAUGCACUUUCUAUGGUACUCAUGGAACAGGUGACCCAAAUUGCCAAAUUCAACCUCAUUCGGGCUGCUCGGGAUCUUAUGAAGUGGCAACAGAAAUCUACUCCUGUGUCUAAGCAUACUGUAAAGUCUGCUGUUACAUGGCUCUGGAGGCUGGACCAUACGACAGCUGCCAGCCAUACCAACUCUGCUGAAGCUCUGCUGGAAGCCAUGAGUGAUGAGGCGGCUGAAUCUGUUUAUUACUUUGUUGUGGGUGAUGUGCCAGUGGACACAAAGGAGCUACUCCUUGAGAAGGUUUCUGAUGGCCCCUGUCCAGUCCACGCUGUGUCUUUCAAUGCAAGGGAAGAUGAAACUAUUUUUUUUCUGAAGGAGUUGAGCAACUUGGCCUCUGGCAGAUUCCAUGCUUUUGUUGAGAAGAAUGACUCUAGAGAUGCUGCUGGACCUGAAAUAAAAUGUGAAAAGGAUGGCAAAGGUCUAAUUGCCCUGAAUUCCAGAAAAGUGAAAGGGCGAAUGCCCCUAGUAGCUGGUGUCCGUGAAGAUGUCUUUUUGAUCUGGAAGGAAUUAGAGGAAGCCAAGAGUACAGCAAGACAAAUUCAGAAAAUUUUAUCAGAAUCUGACCAAUCUGCUUCUCAAGAUGCAACCAAAGGUGAUCAUUCAUUACGAAAACAUACAUCUGACAAGUAUUUGACUUCUGAGAAGUGGUUGGAGAAGUAUGGCUUGAAAGCUCAGAAGCUCACACUGUAUGAUGCACUUGCUGAUUGUACUUUUCGCCAUGUGGAUGGGAUUGUUGACAUAAAAACUAAACCAGAAGAUGAAUCUUCACAAACUGAUGCUGAGACAAAAAGGAAGGUAAUUCAUGCAAAAUACUGCAACAGAUUUGUACAUACCUUCUGGAAGGAUGGAUCUAUCGUUCACCUAUAUGUUAGUACAGAAAAGUAUAAGCAGUAUGAAGAGAAAAUGAGGACAGCUCUCAGACUAGUGGAAGGAAGGAUUAAGUGGCUUCAACAAGGAAGCAGAGGUCUCUUUGGGAAUGUGUUUGAAGAUGAUGUCUAUAUUCUCAUUGAUACAUCCCAGUCUAUGAAAGACAAGUUGCCACUGGUGAAGGAGAAAAUAUUUCAGCUCAUACAGGAACAGCUGAGACACAAAAAGAGAUUUAACUUCGUGAAAUUUAGUGCCCAAGCAUUGGCAUGGCAAGAGAAACUUGCUGAAGUUAAUGAGGAAAAUUUGCAAGAUGCCUGGCUUUGGAUAAAAGGGCUUAAGGUUGGAGGUUCCACAAAUACACUCAAAGCUCUCCAGAUUGCUCUGGCUGAUACUGACACACAGGCAAUUUAUCUCUUGACUGAUGGGAGACCUGAUCAGGUAUUUCUGAACCCCCCCCCAAUAAUUUUGGCUCAUGUCCAGAUUCACUGUAAAGUUCCCAUCCAUACUGUAUCCUUCAACUGUGAUGAUAUAGAAGCUAAUAAAUUUUUACAUGAACUAUCUACUGAAACAGAGGGCCGGUUCCAUUAUUACAACAUUUAUUUGACUGAUCCUGAUGCUGCGGAGUUUAUUGUUAAUGAAGACAUACAUCUUUUGAAAAGAGAGAUUGAGCAAGGAGAAAGAGACCUGGAGAAAGUGAAGACCUUUCAUGACGAAUGUCUGAUGAUGGAUUGUUGUAAUGGAGAAAAUGAUUUAGAGAAUAACAGUAGGCCAUGCUGUGCUUCAGAAGAGCCAACACUGACGCCACAUCAGCAAACCUGGCAAACCACUGCUGACAGUCCAGCCCAAAGGAAAAAAGCAUUAUAUGCAGAGCAAACUAAGACGAGUCUGCUACGGAUACUCAGGAAAUCUAGGGAAGAAAGCCCAGAGGAAGGAAUAUUUCCUGAAAAAAAGAGGUUUUCUGUCAAAAAGAGUGUGAAAUGUACAACCACUUGUGAAGGCAAGUUGCCAGAACAGGAGUCUCUGGAUCUGAAGGUGCAGAAAUCUGUGAAAAGGGCAUCUAAAAGUUCUUUAGAUAUCUCUUCAGCUCUUUGGUUAAAGACCCAUGGCUUGGUUGCUAGGCGACUCACCAUCGUGGAUGCCUUAGCUCCUACUGCUGUUCCUCAUGGUGCCAAAUACAUCCCAGUUCUGGACAAACACGUAGUUUCUAAAGUAUUUGAUAAGAUCCUACCAUUGGCCCACGUUGGCAACAACAAGAAGUGGAUCACACUAGUUAAUCCUCAGGCAGUGAAUCUUGAUGCCUAUAAAGAGAAGCUGGAACAAGCAAUUAAAUCCUAUGAAAGGCGCCUAAAUCUAGUUAUUUGGAGAGCACUCCCUCAGGAGGAAAGAGACAAAUUUAAAGAGGAUGGGCCAGUCCAAUAUAUGCAACAUAAAGAAGCUUUGCUGGAAUCUUUAGAGAAUUUGGGAUGGCCAAUUUCCUAUGAAGAUGUAAUAUUGUUAGAAGAUGAGGUACUGACAGCAUUAACAUAUAAACAACAAGCCUCUGAUCUUCAGGAAGCUGCCAAAAAGGAAACUGAGAAAAGCUCAGAAUCAUGCUUAAGCAACAAUAAAAAGAGACUUGAAGAAGGAACUGUGAAGUCAAAAUCUAAAAAACCCAAAAAAGGCCAAGUAUUUGCAACUCACAAAAGCCAAAAGGUGAUUGCAAGAUCAGACAUCACAGGAUUUUAUUAUCCAGGAACUGUGAUAAAGAAUAUCAGUUCUACCUGUGCACUUGUUGACUUAAGCAAUGGGGAGACCUGUAUUGUACCUGUGAAGUUCAUUAUACCUGUGGGAGGUGCUAUGCCAUGCCCGUAUCUGCAGGUUGGAGACUACGUGUUUGCCAGAACUGGGACACAGACAGGAAAUGAAUAUUAUGUGCCUGCCAUUGUCAUAGCAACACCAAAGAACUUGGAAAUGGGUGACAAACUGUACACAGUUCUGAUGUUCAACAACAGGAAAGAACACUGUGUAAGAAGCAGGCUUAUUAAAAUCAGCCAAAUGAAGUAUGCUUUUUCCUGUCGGUAUAUCAGAAUGGUACAGAUGGUGGAUUAUAUGAUGUGA
Melopsittacus undulatus (budgerigar) is the source of this 3561-nucleotide messenger RNA. RefSeq names its product von Willebrand factor A domain containing 3B (gene VWA3B). Lineage: Eukaryota; Metazoa; Chordata; Aves; Psittaciformes; Psittaculidae. The transcript is spliced from 26 exons. The record is from RefSeq and is a predicted model, not a curated record. The coding region runs from base 1 to 3561 and encodes 1186 amino acids.